This is a messenger RNA of Heterocephalus glaber (naked mole-rat), 1277 nucleotides long. Lineage: Eukaryota; Metazoa; Chordata; Mammalia; Rodentia; Bathyergidae. The record is from RefSeq and is a predicted model, not a curated record.
AGAGGCGGAGCCUCCGUCGGCCCCGCCCAGGAGGCGGCCCCGCCCCCAGGAGCGCGAACGCCGGCCGGCUCCUCUAGCUGCACGGGCCGUUCCAGUCGCCUCCUCCCCGCCGGCCCACCAGUGGUUUUAGAGUUCGAAGCGCAGCUGCCUCAGGUGUUCCAGAGUGGUCCUUCGAUCUCCACCUGCCAGCCUGCCUUCCCAGGGCCUCAGACUGACACCCAACCGUUACGGAGAUAUAUUCUGGGAGAACCUUACCCAAAGACCCAGGUGAGUAGAGAAAAAGAAAAUGGAGACUAACUGGAAUAAGGAAGAUGAGGGUAUGCAGUUUUUACCUACCAUAUGUCUUUAUGGGAAUAAGCCCUAGUCUGGGGAUAAUUACCCACUUGCUGAUUGACACCAUAGCUUCUAAUGCCAGACAUGUUGUUGGGAGAGGUCAUCGAGAAACAGUAUGGAUGGGUUAUCCCCUCUGACUCUGGCCCCUUUUUUGUGCUUCACAGCCGUGUCUGGAUGGAAGAACAAUACAUCCCAUCCAUGCUGAGAGCCACCGGUUGCUCCCAGCUUGGCUCAUGCCCUCCUCCUGAAGGGCUCCCACCCCCUGAGAUGCUUUGCAGAAGAAGGAGGAGGCCCCGAUUGGACAGAAUGCAGCAAGGACCUGGGGGCAUCCCAGCCCGGGUGAGAGCUGUUGCUUAUCACCUGGAGGACUUGAGGAGGCGCCAGAGAACCAUCAAUGAAAUAAAGAAGGCCCAGUGGGGCAUCUCUGAGGCUGCACCUGAGCCACUGGUAGUUCCCGAAGGGGGCUGCGGAUUCCUCAGCACCAGUCAAUACCCUGAUCUGGAAAAGGAGAAGGCAACCUAUCCACAGGAAGAGGACCAUUUUAUCAUUCCUGGUAGGGCUCAGCUGCUUUGGUCUCCCUGGAGUCCCCUGGGCCAGGAGGGGGCUUGCGCCUCCAGGCAGCAGAGCUCUCUGGUCUACAGCACUGUCACGGCCAGGAGGAACCCUGUUUGCAAUCCCUGGGGGAUGGAGUUCGAGUCUGAGGAAUAAGGAAAAACCAUCCCAAGACGCCAGUGCUGCUUUAAGGGCCCAAGACCUGUUCCGGAACUGCCCCACUCUUAGCACCGAAGAAGUUCCCACUCCUUUGCCUCUCCAACUGCUUAUUCCAUCCACCCGGGUAGGCAGUCACAGCCCUUGGGCUCCCACCUCAUUCUCCCCUCUCACAGGAACUCCCCGCUUCUGGCCUUGUGUUAGUUUCUGUGUUUUCUGUUAUUAAAGAACAAGCA